GGAUAGCUGGGUGGCAGGCACAGGGGGAGAGAGGGGCUUUUCUCUGUGGCCACCUGGACAAGCCAUGUAAGAUCCCUGGCUUAUAAAAUACAUUCACAAAUAAUUUGAUUUAAUAACCGCUAACUAGCCGCCAAACUGUGCGUCAAUUCAUUCAUCCUGUAGGAGGCAAACUGUGGGACAGAUAAUGAGAGGAACCGACGAAUCCAAAGAGCGGACACUGGAGUAAUUUGGAUCAAAGUCAGUGAAAAGUUUCAAGUGCGUCCUGGAGCCUCAUGGACACGCUGAGAAACCCCACAAUCCACCUCCUGAAGAAGAAACCUGCUCAAGUUCAACACUGAGGUUAUCUCGAGUCGGUGUUGAUGUCAAGUGGAGGUGAGGUCAAACAGGUAACACUCUAAAAACAGCCGCACUUUCUGACCGGUGCGUUAUUUGGCCGCGGUGAGGCAUGAGUGGAGGUCGCUUUGAGUUUGACGACGGUGGAGCUUAUUGCGGAGGUUGGGAGGGGGGUAAAGCCCACGGCCAUGGCAUCUGCACCGGGCCCAAAGGCCAGGGUGAGUUCUCCGGCUCCUGGAACUACGGCUUCGAGGUGGUGGGAGUUUACACCUGGCCCAGUGGAAACACCUUCGAGGGGUACUGGUCGCAGGGGAAGCGUCACGGUCUGGGAGUAGAAACCAAAGGACACUGGAUUUACAGAGGGGAAUGGACUCAUGGAUUCAAAGGAAGAUAUGGCAUCCGGAUCAAUGUGGGCAGUGGAGCAAAGUUUGAAGGAACUUGGAAUAAUGGGAUUCAGGAUGGAUAUGGAACAGAAACAUACGCAGAUGGAGGUACGUUCCAGGGUCAGUUCACUGGUGGGAUGCGGCAUGGCUACGGUGUUCGUCAGAGUGUCCCCUAUGGCAUGGCAGCAGUUGUCCGCUCCCCUCUCCGUACCUCCUUGACUUCCCUCCGCAGUGAACACAGUAAUGGGACCGUCCUGCAGCAAGACAUCCCCAUCAUCACCACCACCAAUGCCUCAGGUGAAGAGACACCCGUCGCCACCCCUACUCAGCUGGGACCAUCCCGUGGAGGCUUUGCCCUCACCCUGCAAGUGGAUCCAGAUGCUGUAAAACCCAAGAAGAGGGGCCUGUUUAGCAGGAGUGCUCUGCUGGGUAAGCUGAAGAAAUCAGACUCGAGCACCUCGCUGUCCAGCCAGAAGAGCAAGAUCAGCUUCCUGAGGACAGAAUCAGCUCUCAGCUCCAAUGCCAGUGACACCAACUCCACCAUCAGUGUGGACGAGAGCCUGGCUGGAGGCGAGGACUUUCCCGUGGAGGCCGACAUUGAUGCCACCACCACAGAGGUCUACAUGGGCGAGUGGAAGAACGACAAGCGCUCAGGAUAUGGAAUAAGUGAAAGGUCAAGCGGGCUGAAGUACGAAGGUGAGUGGCUGAACAACCAGAGACAUGGAUAUGGAUGCACCACCUUCGCAGAGGGAGGGAAAGAGGAGGGCAAGUACAUGAACAACAUGCUGGUGAAGGCCAUGAAGAAGAGAGUGAUCCAGCUGAGGGGAACCAAGAUCAAGCACAAGGUGGAGCGGGCAGUGGAGGGAGCUCAGAGGGCUGCAGCCAUCGGCAAGCAGAAGGCAGAGAUCGCAGCUUCCAGGACAACCCACGCAAAAGCCAAGUCAGACGCAGCUGAACAGGCAGCUCACGCCUCCAACAGUGAGUCCAGCAUUGCCAGGCUGGUUGCCAAAGAGCUCUCCCCUUCUUUCUACCAGCCAGGUCCGGAGUAUCUGAAGAAGAGGUUGUUACAGGAGGCCGUGGAGGGUGGUGAAAACAUAGACACUGUCAUGCAUGAGCCACUGUUGGCUGAAGAGGAACCUCUGCCUACACCACCCGAAAGCCCACUUAUGAAUGAACUGGACAACCUCAUGGUUGGCUCAUCCCCAGGCCGCACCCCGUCCCCCAGCCCAGGCAUCACCAGCAAGGAGGACCCGAAACUCCUUAGUCCCAGAAGCUGGAAUGAGGACAAAACCAGUAAAGGUGGUGGCAGUAAGGGAAGCAGUAAACCCAACAGCAAACCCAGUAGUCGCCCUACUACUCCUUCAACCUCCGUCUCUGCUUCCACCUCAGCUGCACCCGAAGGAGGAGAGGCCCCCAGCAGUCGAGGCCCCUCUCGGACCCCCAGCCGUCAUAGCAACAAGAACGAGCAAGGCUCUGACCUGGAGAUCAAGCCCCUUCAGAAGUUUGAAUCUGAGUCAAAAGCUCCAGAUGUCACUCCCACUGCUGCUGCCCUUGUAAGGAAUAGCCUCAUCUCUCAAGAUGAAGAAGAAGAAGAAGAAGCACCGCACCCCUCGUCCAAAGUGCCCAAAUUGCCCAAUGCUGUCACCUCUGAGCCCAAAACUACAGAGUUUAAGACUGAAAAAGCUCCAUCUGUCCACGAACGAGUGCCUUACGUCUCUGAGAACACAGCCGAGUCCAGGGAGGUGAGCAGGAUGUACAGCAAAGCAGAGACAAAGCCGCCAUCACUGAAACGACAACCCAGUCCAGCUCCUGUCCCAAAACCGCCAGCCAUUCUUGAACCUAAAUCAGUACUAAAGCAAGUGGAAGCCAAAGCCAUCGUUGCCAAAACAGCUCCAAAGCCUGAAGCUCGUCUGAAGGCGCUUGUGUCGACUCAAAGUCGUGAGGUGACCUCAGAGUCUUUUGAACUGGAGGGCCCAAACACCAUCAUGAUCUGCAUGGUCAUCCUGCUCAACAUUGGCCUGGCCAUUCUCUUCGUACACAUUUUGUCAUGAGACAUUUUCUAUCACCUCAGGUCACCAGCAGUGUGAGAGAGGGAUGGCAAGGUUUUUCCUCCUCCACAGAGAGGACUACAGACUGAAAGAGGCCACUGAGGGGGAGGAGCCAGAUGGCAGUGGUUCAUACAGGCAGCCACAGUUCUUCUUGAAGGUUUUUUGUUGGUGUGACUGUGUGAAGAUCUAACUUCUCUCCGGUGGUUAAGAGGAACUGGUGGAUUGUGCAUUGACUGAGAGGAUUCAGUACAUCUGGACAUGAUAUUAGUAUGUUAAAGUGUGGAGGGAGGUGGGACAGGAGAAGCAAAUGUUUUGGUGCUUACACUUUUCUUCUCUUAUUCUUUUUUUUUUAAAAGAAAAGCUUUUCACUUCAUCCUUACAUGGGCACCGUAGACUGUGUAUGGCUGGCACACACUGGCUGCUGACUCUCAGCAGAUCAUUUUGUCUGUCACAACUCAUUUGUACAUUGUAGGCUGAAGGAAAUGUGAUCAAAGACUUAAUAUUCUCUCCACUGUGCCUUAUACUGCAGCAGACGUGAAGGAGUUGUGAGCGAUAACUGUUAAUACCAUUGCUUGCAUUUUCUGCAAUGUCCAAAGUGUGGGUAUGUGUGUGUGCGUGAGUGUGCAUGUGUGUACAGACAAAAACUGUAAUCAAAAGUUCUGUAACACUCUUGAUUUCACCUUCUUGCUCUUGACUUGUCUUAAGAAAGACUCCAAAGCAUCAUGAGCUACACGUGGUUGAUGCGUCCGGCAUAAUCUGUAUGGAGUUCUACAAUGUGAAAUGUUGCAUUUUCACUGCAUCACUCUGCUACUUUGGCUUUGGAGCUGAUCGAGCCGAAUAGAGAAGGGAAGAGGAAGCUACCGAGUCUCACUGCUUUUAUAUGAACUGGUGUUUGUCAUGCACAUCUGUUUAGCACCUAGGUGGUUUGAAAUGAGAGUUGCGUAUGUUUUGUUAUAGAAUAAGCAAGCAGGACAUGAAGGCAAUCACUGUAUGUUGUAGUAUGUUUACUCAGUCAUAAGUAGCAGCAGUAGUUCACAUUGUCAUGUAUGUGUAAGUGUGGAAAAUGCUUCCACUGCACUGUAUUCAGGGCCUUGUGCUUAGUAGCCAAACAUUAGUUCAACUUUUGUAUGCAUGAGGGCACUUUGUGUGUAUGGAUGUCCGUUUUUGUACCAUUUCUAAGUGCAAAUCUUUUCAGCAUUCAAAAAUAUGUUGUACCAGAAUGCCGUUCUAAAUGUAUUUAUUUCCCAAGAGUCCAUGAGAAGUAUUGAAUGAUUUUAACUAUCUGUCUUAUAUCAGAAAAGCACUCACCAGAUGUGCUGUUGGCUUUUAAGAAAGGUUUUUAGCUUAAUUUGUUUUGCCUUUGAGUUUGCAAAUGAACACACAGACCACUGAUUAUGGAUUGUUUUAUGCAAUUAAAGGGAAAUGCACAAUCAAAAA
Messenger RNA from Solea senegalensis (Senegalese sole), 4201 nucleotides. RefSeq names its product junctophilin 2 (gene jph2). Lineage: Eukaryota; Metazoa; Chordata; Actinopteri; Pleuronectiformes; Soleidae. The record is from RefSeq and is a predicted model, not a curated record. Gene Ontology annotation, cellular component: endoplasmic reticulum membrane; junctional membrane complex; plasma membrane. Bases 446 to 2767 code for a protein of 773 amino acids. The transcript is spliced from 6 exons.